Molecule: messenger RNA, 306 nt
Organism: Kazachstania africana CBS 2517
Lineage: Eukaryota; Fungi; Ascomycota; Saccharomycetes; Saccharomycetales; Saccharomycetaceae
Gene: ELC1
Product: elongin C
Exons: 1
Coding region: 1-306 (101 amino acids)
Biological process (GO): ubiquitin-dependent protein catabolic process
Cellular component (GO): elongin complex
Molecular function (GO): protein-macromolecule adaptor activity
Source: RefSeq, a predicted model, not a curated record
AUGUCUGAUACUGAUGGACUAGUGAAUCUGGUAGCGUCAGAUGGGAGUGAGCACACAAUAUCAAUUGAAGCAGCUUUACUUUCACCGACCUUGAAAACCAUGCUGGAAGGUCCGUUUAAGAAAGACGGUUCCAAAAUUGAAUUAACAAAUUUUGAACCACAUGUUGUCCAGAAGGCUGCUGAAUACUUGCAACACAAGUUGAAGUACCAAGACGUUGAUGUCAAGAAGGAGGAUGUGCCUGAAUUUGUGGUCCCCACAGAAAUGUCAUUGGAAUUGUUACUAAUUGCCGAUUAUUUGAAUAUAUGA